UCACAUAGGCAUGGAUUUACCUGCAAGUCUCACUGAAAAUUCACAUCCUUUUAUUUUCCUUUCUUCCUUUUCUUUUUCUUUAGCAAAACUUCUCGAUAGGUUGGAUGUCCAAACUUUAUACAUUUGCCUUCCUUUCCCUAUUUCACUAGUUUGCUUCUCUUGCUGUGCUAUUGGUGUCCUCAUUUUCAGGUAAACUACCCCUACACAUCUAUCUUCACCCUUGGUUGGAAGUGUAUGUUAUAUGCUUUAAUGUUAUAUGUUAAUUGCAUGCAUCAGAAUAGUGAUGGUUGUGUCCAACCAUAAACCGUGUUCAAAUCUUCUUGCAAAGGUGGAUUCUUAAGUAAUGCAUCCAUCACUGAAAGUAUCCUAGCAAGCUUCGGAGCUAAAAGCGAUGCCCUUAAAUGUCCAACCUGUUAUAAUAGAGCCUUCAGCCAUUUACUUAAUAGAAUCAUGUUAAAUUCUUUCUUUUGUCUCUGCCCUUUCAACAGAAUGAGAUCUUUCCUUACUACGUUUCCCUUAAAAAUGAAACCUUCUUUUUUGCCUCCUGCCUUCUUUAAUUUAAUUACAGAAUUACUGACAUACACCCUUCCUAAUUUUUUAAGAAAACAAAAAACCUGAAAGGUUACUUCGUUUUCCAGAUAAUUAAACUUAUCAAAAGAAGUUCCAGAUAAUAACAGGUCUUUCUAGUUUUUUGUGGAUAGGCAAUUUCUUUCUAGUAUAUUUGGGAUUUAAACAAGAUAUAAGACUUUUUAAGAAUUUAUUCUGAAUGUACAUGCUAAAAUGAAAAAGCUAAAAGUCAAGCACGGCUUUAGUAUAUACUUGAUAAGUUGUAUGUGAAUAAUAAACAACAGAAUAAUGUUAUGUUUGUGGCGAAGUUUUUCUGUUGUUGUCCAUUUUGAAGUAUUAAUAAACUUCUGAAAUAAACCCCAGUAAAGGUAGAAUGUGAAUGAACUUUUUUUGAAAAGAAAAUGUGAAUGAACUUUUUUUGGGUGUUCAAUGUGUUUACUGAUUGCAUUCCUUGUUAUUUGUCCAGAGGUGCAGAUUUCCAUUAAAUUCUUUUUAAUGCAUCAGAAGGACUAGACCAACUACUGGGACACACUGUAGUAAUGCAAAAAUACAGUCGAUAGGAGUACUAUUUUUUGUUAUGAACUAGGAUAAGAUACUAUGUUGCAUUUUGAAGUUUAAAACUUUCACGUUAUAUUCUUCACAACUCUUGCUUUCUCAAAUAUGUGCGAAACAAUUUAGUGGUUGAUAACAUAAGUUGUUAAUGUGCAGGCGCCUUGGUUGCAUCAUUGAUUCAUAUCGUCAUUUAAGGAAAAAGAAGAAGGGGAAAGCAACUGAUGAUCUGACUCCUCGUCCAACAAAGACCAUGCAACGUGAUUUAACUCAAAAAGGAAUGCACCAAAUUAAAAGGAUCAAAGUUGAAGUUUCAGAAUCUGAGAUAGAGGGAAAUCCAAUGAGCUUGACAACACCUAGAAAGGUUUCCCUAGGUUCUCCUAUCGAAGAUGGUGAUGAAUGCUGUGAAUUGGUUGAUGUGCAUGGCUAUAAAGUAAAAGUGAGCAGUGCUCCUACACUUGCUGCCAUUUUUAGCAAGUAUGGUGACAUUACAGCCAACUGUCAGUAUAAAUCACCGACCGUCAAAGCUUCCCUUCUUGAGGUGGUUAGUGAUGUUGUCAGGCAGCUGAAAACCAGUGAUAUUGAUGCUAAUUUUUCUGCCAUUCAAGAUAUGAAAUCUGUAGUCUCUGAUGCUGCAGAUGCAAAGCUUGAUGUUUCUUGGCUGCAGCAGUAUCUUGAGGAGAUAUCCGAAGAGGAAGAUGUGAAGAAAAAGUCUUCCAAUCUAAUGGAGUUAAGGGUGACUACAAUGCUUGUCACUAAAGCAGCUAAAAAGGACUUGGUAGAAAGGAAUGGGGAGGUCUUAGCAGCAGAGAAACGGCUCAAAAAGGCUGAAAGGCGCUUGCAAGAGGCGAAAAGCCGAGCAGGAGAGGCAGAAAGGUCUGUCAAAGUAUUUGAAAUGCUGGGUGAAAAGAUUCAUCAGGACAUCGAGCAGUGUAAGGAUGCACUAUAUUGGCAGAGUAGGUCAAAUGACCUUCUGUAGCCUGCAUGAAGCUGGGAAGAUGGCAGAUGGCAGAUGGUUGAGACUUGUUUUGUACAUGAUGGUGACAUUUAUCUCAUUGCAAACUUUCGCAUUUUGUGCAGUUUCAAGUUUGUCAUAUAACAAAAAACUGGACUUGGUUUUUGUAUGUAAUGCGAUAUGUGCAUGAUUGGAAAAGAUUAUUAGGUUACUGUGUACUGUCUCAAGGAAGACUAAUACCAUGGCCUCUACAACACCAUGAACAAUUGGGGUGA
This is a messenger RNA of Nicotiana tabacum (common tobacco), 2346 nucleotides long. NCBI's taxonomy places the organism in Eukaryota, Viridiplantae, Streptophyta, Magnoliopsida, Solanales, Solanaceae. The record is from RefSeq and is a predicted model, not a curated record.